Acipenser ruthenus (sterlet) is the source of this 4756-nucleotide messenger RNA. Its product is annotated as serine/threonine-protein kinase 40. Gene Ontology annotation, molecular function: protein kinase activity; ATP binding. Lineage: Eukaryota; Metazoa; Chordata; Actinopteri; Acipenseriformes; Acipenseridae. The transcript is spliced from 11 exons. The coding region runs from base 278 to 1591 and encodes 437 amino acids. The record is from RefSeq and is a predicted model, not a curated record. Gene Ontology annotation, biological process: protein phosphorylation.
CCGGAUGGUGGCGUCGUUCACAGAAUGUGCGUCAUUUCCGUUGUCAGGUGGUGCUGCUAUGGAAAGAUGUGAUCAGUGAGGAUUUUCCUGGUUGUUCAUUUCAGUAAUACUAAAACAACUUCAGAAUUUUUAAAAGGCACAGGUUUUGUGUUUUGUAAAAGGAAAUCUCUUGCACCCAGUCUGAACGUAGAACAGAAACGGAAUGUCUGGAUUGUAGAGGACGGUUUUGUUUUUUGUUUUUUUCCGGCUGCAUAUUUGGCACAAGAACUGAAAGAGGAUGUUAAAACGAAGGGGAACGGACAGAGGAGCUGGGGAAACCUCAAGCAGAGCAGCUAAAGUUCUUUGUACUGGGAUAGCCGGAAACAAUGCCAAGAGAGCUGGACCCUUUAUACUAGGACACCGUUUAGGUAACUCGCCUGUGCCAAGUAUAGUUCAGUGUUUGGCAAGAAAAGAUGGCACAGAUGACUUUUAUCAGUUAAAGAUCCUCACCUUAGAAGAAAGGGGUGAAAAGGGAGCAGAAACCCAAGAGGAACGCCAAGGAAAGAUGCUGCUGCAUACAGAGUACUCCCUGCUGUCUUUGCUUCACGAUCAGGAUGGUGUGGUCCAUCAUCAUGGCCUCUUCCAGGACCGAGCCUACGAGAUUGUAGAAGAUCACGAAGCCAACAAGCUGGUCCGGAAAAUGAAGAAGAGGAUCUGUUUAGUUUUGGAUUGUCUUUGUGCUCACGAUUUUAGCGACAAAACAGCAGACCUCAUUAACCUCCAGCAUUAUGUUAUAAAAGAGAAGAGGCUAAGUGAGAGGGAAACUAUUGUAAUAUUCUAUGACGUGGCACGAGUUGUGGAAGCUUUGCAUAAGAAAAAUAUUGUGCACAGGGACUUGAAGCUGGGAAACAUGGUGCUAAAUAAAAGGACUCACAGAAUAACAAUCACCAAUUUCUGCUUGGGGAAACACCUGGUUAGUGAGGACGACCUUCUCAAAGACCAGCGGGGAAGCCCUGCAUAUAUCAGCCCAGAUGUCCUCAGUGGUCGGCCAUACCGUGGGAAGCCAAGUGACAUGUGGGCUCUUGGAGUUGUGCUGUUCACCAUGUUGUAUGGACAGUUUCCGUUUUAUGACAGCAUACCUCAGGAGCUGUUCCGGAAAAUUAAGGCAGCAGAGUACAUCAUCCCAGAGGAUGGUCGUGUUUCAGAGAACACUGUGUGUCUUAUCCGGAAACUCCUAGUCCUUGACCCACAGCAGAGGCAGACUGCAUCGGAGGUGCUGGAUUCUCUCAGUGGCAUUAUCGCAUCAUGGCAGUCGAUGUCUUCACUCAGUGGUCCACUGCAAGUAGUGCCGGAUAUUGAUGACCAAGCAAAUCCUUUAGAACAUCCACAAGAGGGAAAGCUGACAGAAGAGUCUUCACAGUACGAAUUUGAGAACUACAUGAGACAGCAGUUGAUGCUGGCAGAAGAAAAAAACACUAUUCAUGAAGCAAAGAACUUUAUGCCCAAGCGGCAGUUUGGCAACAUCCCGCCAGUGCGGCGACUUGGACAUGAUGCCCAGCCUGUGAGCCCUUUGGACGCUGCCCUCCUUGCUCAGCGAUAUUUGAGAAAGUAAGCCAUUGGCAUACAGCAGCAGCACAAGUGUGACUUUCUCUGUUCUCGGAUUCACAGAUGUACUGAAAAUCCAGAGCAGUACUCUGUUCUGCCAUACAGAAUUAUGUAGCAAUCCACCCCAGCUCUAUUGAGGAUUUGAUUCUGAUUCGAUGGUCACCUUUCAUUUUGUGAAAUACUAUACAGUAGAUCUGCCUUUGUAUUGACUUAUCUAGACUAAUUCUUUUUAAUUGUGACUUUAAAUCUACCUCUCCAUCUUUUAACAAUGACGCAGUCCCUCACUUCAGGAAUGGUGAAUCAGAACUGGUUGACAAAGCAUUAUCUUUGGUGCAUAUUGUAGUAUGGCAGGUUGGCUGGAAACAGUCUCUCCAUAUGAUCUGAAUAAGCUUACUCAUCUGUCUAAUUAAAGGUAGCAUUUUUGUUUCUGGUUUAUUGGCAAACCAUGUUUUAAAGAUUCUAUAGCGUAAAAAGAAAAAAAAACAAUGAAAAUUCUUACAUUUAUGACUUGCCAUACAUGUUUAAAUACAAAAUGCUGGUAUAUUAACAGGCAGCAGGCAGCUAUCUUCAAAUACAAAUGAUGAAGUGCAAGGAAUUAAACCGAAUCAUGCCAAGUUAAAGCUCCCAUUUGGUGGUUUAAAAGCCCUCUGAAAGGCUAUAGUUUAUUAAAUGUAUGUUUAUAUAUAUUUUCUAGUUCUAGAUUUAUUAGCCAAUGUGAAUUCUGAGUCUACCAUACUGGUAGCCUCUUUAAAUGCAUGUUUGCCAAGAGUAGUAUAACCAUUCAUUCAUUCAUUCAUUCAUUCAUUUUGUGAACUUAUUUUUCUUUUCUUUUUUUUAAUCUAUGUUUCAUUUGUUUUAAACAUGUUUUCCCUUGUAACACAUUUACAUCAGUUUUUGUUACCUGUAUGUAUCGUCAUGGUACAGAUCUAAUAAUAUAUAAAUGUGAAAACAAAAAUAGAUUGAUGCUAUUAGAUUAGACUGUGAAGUCUAAAGUACUUUACUGAUCUUUUUACCCGUAGUAUUUUAUUUUUUUUAUUCUUGGGCAUGGGACCCCACAGGCAUGGUCUGAAGUCGUUUCUUGGCAAUUGCCAACUAGCUUUGUCAAUCCCCUUUUUUUUAUUUAACAAAGGUAAGCGAUUAUUGCAAAACUUAUCCUACUGAAUAAAAAUAACAAUCAUUAAAAAGAAAAAAAUACAGCUUACCAGAAAAUCAUAUAUUAAAUCAUUUUAAGGAUUGCUGGGGUUGACUAAAGGUCCGCUGAUAGCUGACAGUCUUAACAAUUAUGCAUUUAGUAGUUAUAAAGUUAUAAUUCUAUCAGAGAGAACUUAAACUAAAAUGUGAGGCUGAUUGCAAGAAAAGACCUCUCCCCCCAAACAAAAAAAGUGUAUUUAUAUUCUUUUCUAAAGAAACAAAUGUGUGUUUUUUUGUGUUUUUUUUUGUUUUUUUUUAAAUAAACAAAAAACUAAAUUAAAUUAAAAAAAAAAAAAGAGAAUAAUAUUUAAAACAUAUAACCAGGUAACACUAUUAAAAUAUAUAGGUGUGUAGUGUUUAAAAAAGAAACUGUGGAGGAAAAUGUUUUUUUUUUGUGUUUGAAUUUUGAAUGCCUUUCUUGCCACUUUUAUGUAUCGUAUAGCUAGAAUGAACCCUCAUGCCUGAUGUGAUCUAGAGUCAUUUCAGCCUUUUCGGGUCUUUAAUGGAGAGUCUUAAUGCCAACGCAACAGCCCUUGAGUCUGUCAUUACGAUUGCUCCGAGACUUCCACACACUCCUUGCUGUAAUCCACACACACACACACACACACACACACAUUUGAAUAACAAUUUAGAAAACCCCUUACCUCAUAAACUUGGACAUUUAAAAUGUUUUCAUGCAAAAUGCUAAUGCUUUGUAAGCUCAGAUGAUUUUAUUUUAUUUUUUAAAUAAUUAAUACAGAAGAUCACAUGUAACAUACUUUGCAAUUUAAGAGCCAGAAAUGUUGAUUUAUACAUGUAAAAACUGACUAAACUGAUCCAUUUGGUAUAGCCUACAUAAUGUUAAAACCAUCAGUAGUGUAUAUUCUUGUUUUAUAUAUAUAUAUAUAUAUAUAUAUAUAUAUAUAUAUAUAUAUAUAUAUAUAUAUAUAUAUAUAUAUAUAUAAUAGAAUAUGUGUGUGUGUGUUUUAUACAGUCAAAGUAUCAAGUGAAAAAACCCAGCAAUAUAGAUUAUUUUAUUCAAUGCUGUUGACAGCUGAGCUCUGUUGGCCUUAGUUCACAGUGAACGAUGCCUAGGUUAAAUCACAUGUCUGAAUCAUGGCAAAAACUUGUUUGUUUUUGGAGUAAACAUAUUUUGAUGAAACCAUAACAAGAUACAACAACACUGUAAAGUUGUGCCACAAAAUAAUGGUUGAAUUAAGCUAUACAGAAUACGGGAUUGAAUUUCUGAAUAAAGAUAUUUCUAUUUCAAGCAUUUUUUUAAAUACAUUUUAUGUUUCACUGAUGGUUACCAAAGCAGCGCGACAGCUGUUAAAAUAUAUUUGCCAUUAUUUUGCAAUUUAAAAAAAUUGUCCGUAUGUUUUCAAAAUGUAGAUUUUCUGAGUGAUUUGCCACAAACUUUUGUGCUUUUUAAAAUAUGCAGUAUACCAUGUCUUACUUCGAAAUCUGCAUUUUAGUGGUAUUUUAAUACAUCAGUUAGUCCAAGUGGUAUGUUUAAACAAUAAAUUAAUAAAUACACCUAAAAGAAAUAAACUUAACAGAAAUCAGGUGAAGGAGUGCUGCUAUUGUGGCAUUGUAGCAUCUUUCACAGCAUGAAACCUGGCAUUUGUGUUGAAUUCAGUGUAAGAUAGGGGUUUAGCAUGUUAUUGACUCACAAGACACACUAAAGGAAGUGUCUCCAAAAAUGAACCAUAGUAUUGGAUAAAUGUUAUAAAAGUAUUUUUUAGGAAUGUUCUAAAAACAGCUGUGUGUUGUUUUUAACUGGAAAAGCGAUAGUGGUGCAGGAUCAAUUAAAAAAAAAAAAUUAAAGUAAUUAUAAAAAGAAAUUGUGUUUUAGAGCUGCUUGGUUAUAUGUCUAAACAAGGAGUAAUCAUUGUAAAAAAAUAAAUAAAUACAAGAAUCAAAUUUGUAUAAAAGACAUAUUUUUGUACUUCAUCAAAUCUUUACAUGCAUGUCUGCAAUAAAAAAAAAUAUGGUAGAGAAA